Molecule: messenger RNA, 2140 nt
Organism: Neopsephotus bourkii (Bourke's parrot)
Lineage: Eukaryota; Metazoa; Chordata; Aves; Psittaciformes; Psittacidae
Gene: SRM
Product: spermidine synthase
Exons: 8
Coding region: 86-1000 (304 amino acids)
Biological process (GO): spermidine biosynthetic process
Cellular component (GO): cytosol
Molecular function (GO): spermidine synthase activity
Source: RefSeq, a predicted model, not a curated record
GCGGCGCGUGGGCCCCCGCGCUCGGCUCCCGCGCCGGCCGGGUCAGGCGGGUGGCGGCGGGGACGCGCAGGUGGCCGGUGCGGGAAUGACGGAGCGCGGCGGGCGGUGCGGGAUGACGGAGCUCGGCGCGGCGGCGCUGAUCCGCGAGGGCUGGUUCCGUGAGACGUGCCGGCUGUGGCCGGGGCAGGCCAUGUCGCUGCAGGUGGAGGAGCUCCUGCACCACCAGCGCUCCCGCUACCAGGAGAUCCUCGUCUUCCGCAGCACCACCUACGGCAACGUCCUGGUCCUGGACGGGGUGAUCCAGUGCACGGAGCGGGACGAGUUCUCCUACCAGGAAAUGAUCGCCAACCUGCCCCUCUGCAGCCACCCCGACCCCCGCAAGGUGCUGAUCAUCGGUGGCGGCGACGGGGGAGUGCUGCGAGAGGUGGUGAAACACCCGACCGUGGAGUCCGUGGUGCAGUGCGAGAUCGAUGAGGAUGUGAUCCAGGUAUCCAAGAAGUACCUCCCAGGGAUGGCAGUGGGGUAUUCCAGCGCAAAGCUGACCUUGCACGUGGGAGACGGUUUUGAGUUCAUGAAACAAAAUCAAGAAGCCUUUGAUGUGAUUAUCACGGACUCAUCUGACCCCAUGGGUCCUGCAGAAAGCUUAUUCAAAGAAUCCUACUACCAGCUGAUGAAGACAGCCCUGCGAGAAGAUGGGAUUCUUUGCUGCCAAGGUGAGUGCCAGUGGCUGCACCUGGAUCUCAUUAAGGAGAUGCGUCAGUUCUGCAAGUCUCUGUUCCCAGUGGUGGAAUACGCCUAUUGCACCAUCCCCACGUAUCCCAGCGGGCAGAUUGGCUUCAUGCUCUGCAGCAAAAACCCGAACACGAAUUUCCGGGAGCCUGUGCAGCAGCUCUCACAGCAACAAGUAGAGGAGAGGAGUCUCAAAUACUACAACUCUGACAUCCAUCGGGCAGCUUUCAUUCUGCCGGAGUUUGCACGGAAGGCCCUGAGCGACGUGUGAGACUGAGAAGCUGCUUCCUUCCUUCAAGUUGGACCCUGAGAUCAUCGGUGACGUGGUUGGGACCUUCCCAGCAGACUGCAGAUUUGCUCUCCACUGUGUGGGAUUGUUUAACCCUUUGCCAGCCAACACUCCCUUUGAUGAUGUGUUAAAGAUGAUGGUGCAUAAGCCAGAUAAGACUAUUGAACAGGUCCGCUGACUUAAUGCGUGAGGUCAAAACUGUUCUUUCCAGUGCUGGAAACGUAAGAUGUCUUUUUCCUUUCUCUCCGUUCUAAAUUCUCCCCUCCCUGUGGCCCCCAUCCCACCUCCACCCCCUGCAACUGACAUGAUGUAUUUAUAACUGACACUUAUUUCUGUCUGGUGAUCUUCUGAAACCUGGGAGGAGUGCAGAAGGGUCACUGCCUCAGCCUUAAGCACAGAGAGCAAGAGCUCUGUGCCCAGAGUUGUUGCUCUCUCCUGAUAGGAGCUCCCUGCUGCUGAGACGUUUUGACUGGUAACGGGUCUGAGCCUUCAUGUCCCACUGCCCUUCUGCGACACCUGCACUGUUCUGCAGCACAGUUGGAGAAGUCACAGUGCAAACUGUUGCCAUUCACAAUAGGUCUCCCUCCAACCCUGAUGGAGUAGCAGUAUUAAACACCAGCCAGGCAGGCUGGCAGCAAAGUCUUGUGGCUUCUUUUUUGGAAACAGAAGUGCUGAGGGAGGAGCAGGCUGACUCCUGUUCUUACUCUGCCUCCGAGUGGUUCCAAAGAAUGUUUAUCAAUAUGGUGAUAGGCGCUUUAUAUAUAUAAAUAUAAAUAUAUCUAUAUGAAAACCAAACCUUAGAUCCAUUGCCUGCUGUUAAGUACUGAUGCUGGGGAGUCAGUUGUGCUGACAAAUCUCUCAUCUCGAUCAUGCUGGGAUGCCUCAAGCCUGGGUAUUUGCUAGUCCUUAGGAGGCCUCAUUAUUUCUAAUGCUGCCUCCAGAAUCCCCAGAUGCACAAGUUGUUUCUCGUUGUACUCUAUCGUGAGAUGGAUCUGCCUCCACUUCUUUACUUCUGCUUUUAAGACUCCAUACCACCGCUGUGCAGUGGGUAUCUCCCCAGCACAAGCACUGCGGUGCUCACUCCCUUGCACUCAAUUAAACACUCGGCUCUGGUUAAGGUGA